Molecule: messenger RNA, 729 nt
Organism: Kazachstania africana CBS 2517
Lineage: Eukaryota; Fungi; Ascomycota; Saccharomycetes; Saccharomycetales; Saccharomycetaceae
Gene: OPI10
Product: Opi10p
Exons: 1
Coding region: 1-729 (242 amino acids)
Biological process (GO): protein import into nucleus
Cellular component (GO): cytosol; nucleus
Molecular function (GO): nuclear import signal receptor activity
Source: RefSeq, a predicted model, not a curated record
AUGUUUGCUGCCAUAGCAUCAGGAAAUCCAUUACAAAUGUCAGAAGAACUACCCAAUUCCAAUGGGCUUCAACAUACUGUCGUUUUAUCUUCUACGAAACCAAAAUCAUAUUCUCAUAUAACAUUAUUCAUCUUACCAAAUGUAACCUUUCCACAAGAAUACAUUGCUAACGUGUAUUUCAAAAUAAGCGCUACUGAAGACUUCAAAUUAUUUGGUUAUCUAGCCAGUGAAAAGCCAAGUGCAAUAUUCAAAGUCAAGUUACCUAAUAUGAUGGACUCUAGCAGUCAGGACGAUGGUCUAGGGGAAAUCGAUAUGGAUGAGGACUAUACCGGUCUCCCGUCUGAUGGGAGUAUAAAAAUGGAUAAUAGCGAUGGUAAUAACAUAUCACAAUUACUGAUAGGUAUAUCUAUUGAACCCAGAAAUGAAGGGAUGUUAAAAUUGCAAGAAAUAAGGAAUCAGAAUAAAGCUGCGACGUCAUCGUCUCUUGUGUUGGCAAAACCAAAUGUGAACUCGGUGCAAAUAACCACUGCUGGACAAUUGGCUAAAAUGUACCCAGUAUUGACACACGAUUUGGCAGCGAAGAUCGUUCAACAUGCAUAUAAUUAUCUUUCGGGGUUUUUAGAUUCAAAUGGGGAUGUUAAUAUCAAAAGAUUUGACACAUGGUGGGAUAAAUUCAGGAAAAGAUUAGCAAAUGACGGAACUUUUCUGGAUGAAGUGACGACAGAAUGA